AUGGCCGUGCCGUCCUUCGGCCGAGCCAGCCGGCUGACGACGCUGCUCUCCGCCCUGCUCUUCGCUGCUGCCUUUGUUGGAGCCGAUGAUGGAGGCGUCACCACGGAGGCGGAGAGCGAGGUCCCCGAGUGGGCGUCCAACAAUGCCCUGCAGUUGACGCUGUCCGCUCAGCCGGGCCUCCAGCUAACCACGAUCCCGCUGACGUCAAAUCUCGGCCUCAACGAGUCGAGUCCUGCUCGCGGGAUUGUCCGGAUAUACGGCAACAUGAAGCCUGCCAACGUGACCAACUUCAACGAAAUCACAGACCACGACGACGUCGCAUAUCUAUCCUGUGACAAGCCAAGCGACGACAGCUUCAUCAACCCCGAUAAGAUGCUCAACGACCUGAUGAAGCAGAAGCCCAAGGCCAUCGUCCUCUACUCGACCAACAAGAACUGGUGCUCCAUCAGCGACACCGACUCUCUCCCCUACACCAGCAUACUGACCAUGGCGGACGCGGGCGAGGCGAGCGAGGUCCUGAACUUUCUCAACGGCACCAAGGCUGGGCGCGACGUCAAGGUCCUCAUCUCCGGUAAUGCUACCGACAACCAGAGCGCCAGCGGCGACAGCGGCAGUGGAGGUAGCAACUCCGCUGUGGCGAUGAGCAUUCUGUAUAGUAUCACGGGCCUGAUCACCCUGCUGUUCCUCAUCAUCAUUGCCACGGGCGCCAUAAGGGCGCACCGCUACCCGGAGCGAUAUGGACCGAGGGGCGCCUUCGGCGGGAGGCCGCGGCAGAGCCGAGCCAAGGGGCUGGCCCGCGCUGUGCUCGACACCAUCCCCAUUGUCAAGUUCGGGAACCAGCAGCCUACCAAGCCGGACCCCGAGCUCGAGCUGGACACGGCCACGACGGAUGGUCACGAUGCUGCAACACAGCGAUCCGUGGAUGACAGGCAACCCGAUUCAGUCACCGGCGCAGCGGCCGCUCCUGGGUCCCGACGACCGAGCGGGGAGACAUCGAGGUCCACGCGGAACUCCUCCGCUGUGACGGACACCGGGCAUGGCGAAGACAGCCACCCGGGCUGCUCCAUCUGUACCGAAGACUUUAAGGUGGGAGAGGACGUCAGAGUCUUGCCGUGCAACCACCAGUUCCACCCCCACUGCGUCGACCCCUGGCUGGUCAACGUGUCCGGGACAUGUCCGCUCUGUCGACUGGAUCUUCGUCCGAAUCAGGGCAACGCCAAUGAAGGCUCGACCGCCGGCGAUAACGAAUCCCUUGCCCCUCCCCUGGCCAUGGAGGGCGAAGACGAGCAUGCUUCGUCUAGCACGCAUAGCCACCGCUUGUCGCGUCUGUUCGACGUCAACAGGCUGCGGCAAGCACCCGUGGAAGAGCGGAUCGAAGCCCUCCGACAGAUGAGGGCUCAGAGGAAUGAACAUGGUCAUGAGGCUCACGAGCCAGAAGCAGCGGACGCGGCCGACAGCAGGCCGCAUGGCGCGCGCCUGACUGAUAAGCUCAAGGACAAGUUUCGGAUUCGGACCCGCGCCCAGCCCGCGCAGCGCCGCCGAGAAAGUCGAAGCUGA
Messenger RNA from Purpureocillium lilacinum, 1557 nucleotides. RefSeq lists its product as uncharacterized. Lineage: Eukaryota; Fungi; Ascomycota; Sordariomycetes; Hypocreales; Ophiocordycipitaceae. The record is from RefSeq and is a predicted model, not a curated record.